AUGACAAUUUCCAACGGCAUCAACGGUCACACUAAUGGCCACACAAAUGGCAAUGAGGCUACAAAGAAUGGUACCUUGUUUGCCAAGCCUCACAAAGCGUCCAUAUCGUCCAUCGUUCCAGAGCUUUUCGAGGAUAACAUCACAGCAAAGAUCCUCCAUGCUGCAGAGUCAGGCCUUGUCAACAACAACCCUCCAUUAGCAUACCCCGAGUAUGUACCCCAGACUGGGUCAGAUGCUGGAAAAUACAUCCUUCGUGAGAAGCUCUUCUGGACUUGUGGCUUCUUUCCAGGUUCCAUAUACUCGCUGAUCGAGCGCCUCAUCAAGUAUCCCCAAGCUUCAGCUGGAGAUGCCCAUAAGCAACCACUGCUCAAGCAACUGCUCGAUGUCGGACGAGCUUGGUCUGACCCGCUCCAUGAGUAUGCUCAGAGAACAGAUACCCACGACAUGUCGUUCAUGAUCCAACCAUCUAUGAGAGUCCGUUGGGAGGCUCUGCACGAGUCGACGGCCCUUGAGUCUAUCAUCACUGCCGCGCGCUCACUCUACUCAAGAUACAACGCCAACGUUGGCGCUAUCCGAUCGUGGGAUGUCCUAUCGCAAAAUGGUGUCGAUAUUUCUAGUAUGACAGAUGACUUCCUGGUGAUUAUCGACUCGAUGUGCAAUCUCGAUCUGCUGUACUACGCAGCUGCGCAGACUGGCCAGACUGAAAUGGCUGAAGCAGCGACAGCCCACGCCAAGGCUUUGAUCAAGGCCUUGCUAAGAAAGGAGACCGACGACUCUGUUGGAAGAACCAUGUACAGCACCUUUCACGUUGUCAACUUCGACCCCAAAGACGGAUCUGUCAAGGAGAAGAGAACCGGUCAAGGCUACGCGGCCAACUCAACUUGGGCUCGUGGACAAGCUUGGGGUAUUCUAGGAUACUCACAGACGUACAACUGGACUAAAGACCCCGAGUUUCUGGAUGCAGCUAUUGGUCUAGCUGAAUACUUCAUCUUUAGACUACUGAAGUCCCCAGAUUGUGUUGAAGUCCCCGUCUCUGGAGAGAACCGCACUAAGGGUCGAUACGUUCCUCUUUGGGACUUUGAUGCCCCGGUUGAUAAUUCUGCACCACUGAGAGACUCCUCAGCAGGCAUCAUCGCUGCAAAUGGUAUGCUUGUUCUCUCGCAAGCUCUAGCUGGCAGUGGAUCACCAGACUUGAGUGAGAGGUAUCGAUCAAUGGCGAUUCGAAUCGUCAAGGAUACGCUCGACUUCUCCCUUUCACAGGAAAAGUCGAAAGUUACAUUGGGAUCAGAUGGAAAGUUUGAGGUUCAAGACUUGAAGCCCGAGGCUCACUUCGAGGCUAUUCUAAAGAACGCUACUGCGAAUCACAAUGCCAAAGACUACAAGAGGUAUUGGGAUCAUGGACUGGUUUAUGCGGAUUACUACUUGAUUGAGUUUGGGAAUAGGUUGUUGAAGAUGGGAUUGGUAUAG
Molecule: messenger RNA, 1467 nt
Organism: Fusarium tjaetaba
Lineage: Eukaryota; Fungi; Ascomycota; Sordariomycetes; Hypocreales; Nectriaceae
Product: glucuronyl hydrolase
Exons: 2
Coding region: 1-1467 (488 amino acids)
Biological process (GO): polysaccharide catabolic process
Molecular function (GO): chondroitin hydrolase activity
Source: RefSeq, a predicted model, not a curated record